This is a messenger RNA of Frieseomelitta varia, 2438 nucleotides long. It is a transcript of the gene ND-75, whose product is annotated as NADH-ubiquinone oxidoreductase 75 kDa subunit, mitochondrial. Gene Ontology annotation, cellular component: membrane. NCBI's taxonomy places the organism in Eukaryota, Metazoa, Arthropoda, Insecta, Hymenoptera, Apidae. The record is from RefSeq and is a predicted model, not a curated record. Gene Ontology annotation, biological process: ATP synthesis coupled electron transport. The transcript is spliced from 12 exons. Gene Ontology annotation, molecular function: NADH dehydrogenase (ubiquinone) activity; iron-sulfur cluster binding. Bases 179 to 2362 code for a protein of 727 amino acids.
GGACGUGUCACACGGUCUGCCAAUAUGCACUUGAAUAUGCGCGUUGUUUAUGGUGAAUUCUAUUUUGGAUUGAUCUUGUAGAUCAUCCGUUCUAGGCGUUCCGAAGUUUUGGGAGAAGUUUCGUGGAACGGCCGGACAUUUGCGUAACCUCAACGCGUAACGGGAUAGUCGGACCAAAAUGUUGAGAUUACCUGUGAUAAAGUUGACCGCAGGACUACAGAAUGGUAGAAUCCCUGUUGCAAGGUUGCAUAUAACGUCGUCGAAGUUACAGCAAGAAUUAGUAGAAGUAUUCAUAGAUGAUAAGCCAGUUCAGGUUCCACCAGGAACAACCGUUCUGCAGGCAGCUGCCAAAGUAGGAGUAGAGAUUCCAAGAUUUUGUUACCACGAACGUUUAGCUGUGGCAGGAAAUUGCAGAAUGUGUCUUGUGGAAAUUGAAAAACAAAUAAAACCUGUUGCAGCUUGCGCCAUGCCAGUGAUGAAAGGAUGGAGAGUAAAAACUAAUUCGGAUUUAACUCGUAAAGCUCGAGAAGGUGUUAUGGAAUUUCUAUUGGUAAAUCAUCCCUUGGAUUGUCCCAUCUGUGAUCAAGGUGGUGAAUGCGAUUUACAAGAUCAAAGUAUGGCGUUUGGUAGUGAUCGAAGCCGAUUUGUUGACAUCAACUAUACUGGUAAACGUGCAGUGGAAGACAAAGAUAUUGGUCCUCUAAUAAAAACAAUCAUGACACGCUGCAUUCAUUGCACAAGGUGCAUCCGUUUUGCAUCGGAAGUGGCUGGUAUUGAUGAUUUAGGAACCACAGGCCGUGGAAAUGAUAUGCAAGUAGGAACGUACGUAGAAAAAAUGUUUCUAUCUGAAUUAUCUGGCAACAUAAUCGACUUGUGUCCUGUAGGAGCAUUAACGAGUAAACCAUAUGCUUUUGUUGCUCGCCCAUGGGAGACACGACGUACAGAUAGUAUUGAUGUUCUUGACGCUGUUGGCAGUAACAUAGUGAUAUCACAUAGAACGAAUGAAGUUUUGCGAAUUUUGCCAAGAGUAAAUGAGGAAAUAAACGAAGAGUGGUUGUCUGAUAAAGCACGAUUCUCUUGUGAUGGAUUAAAGCGUCAGCGACUUAUAACUCCUAUGAUAAAGAUUAAUGGAAAGUUAGAGGCUGUUGAAUGGGAAGAUGCCCUCGUAGCAACUGCCCGAGCUAUUCAGGAUAUAGCUCCAAAUAAAUGUGCUGCGAUUGCUGGAAAAUUAGUUGAUGCCGAGGCUCUCGUAGCUUUGAAAGAUUUAGUAAAUAGGCUUGGUGGUGAGGUUCUUGCAACGGAACAAAGCUUUCCAAAAGAAGGUGCUGGUAUUGAUAUAAGAAGUAAUUAUGUAUUAAACAACACAAUUGCUGCUGUGGAAGAGGCCGACGUUGUGUUAUUGAUCGGUACAAAUCCGAGGUAUGAAGCACCAUUGGUGAAUACCCGCUUAAGGAAAGGAUACAUUCAUGGUGAACAGACCAUUGGUCUAAUUGGUCCGAACGUAGAUUUAACUUAUGAUUAUGAACAUUUAGGUCAAUCUGCAGAUAUCGUAACACAGUUAAGAAACGGUACUCAUUCAUUUUCGAACACUCUGAAAUCAGCUAAAAAGCCUUUAAUCAUCUUGGGCGUUGAUCAACUAACGAGAAAAGAUGGUGCAAAAAUUUUGUCUGAGACGCAAUUGUUGGCUCAAGCUUUGGGAGAAAAUACGAAAGCUCCUGAAGAGUGGAAGGUACUAAAUAUUCUUCACACAAGAGCGUCACAAGUGGCGGCUUUGGACGUGGGUUAUUCAUCGACCGUCGAGGAAGUUAAAGAACAACAACCAAAAGUUCUCUUUUUACUAGGAGCUGACGAUGCAAAUAUCAAGAGAGAAGACUUUCCAAAUACAUGCAUUAUAUACAUAGGUAGCCACGGUGACGAGGGAGCUUCGAUUGCCGAUGUUAUACUCCCCGGAGCUGCGUAUACUGAAAAGGUUGCGACAUACGUAAAUACGGAAGGUCGUUCGCAACAAACUUGCGCUGCAAUCACACCACCGGGUAUGGCACGACCGGAUUGGAAGAUUAUACGGGCACUUUCCGAAAUUUGCGGAGUUCGUUUACCUUAUGACGACUUGGCUGAAGUGAGAUCUAGAUUGGAAGAAAUAGCGCCGCAUUUAGUUAGAUACGGUGUCGUAGAAUCAGCUAACUACUUUGCUCAGGCAUUGGAAUUGUCAAAGCAAGUACCAGGUUGCUUAUCCUCCAAUCCAUUAGAAGUUAAACAAGAGACAUUGGAUCAAUUUUUCAUGACCGAUGCGAUAUCUCGUGCUUCGCAAACAAUGGCAAAGUGUGUACAAGCAGUUAUUAAGCAACGAGAAUCUAACUUAUAGAUUAGGGAUUUAAAUUACAAACAUAAAUAGAAAGAUAUAUUUUAUAGUAGUUGUAUAAUAAUAUAUGAGAAUAUAU